Messenger RNA from Nerophis lumbriciformis (worm pipefish), 3945 nucleotides. The record is from RefSeq and is a predicted model, not a curated record. NCBI's taxonomy places the organism in Eukaryota, Metazoa, Chordata, Actinopteri, Syngnathiformes, Syngnathidae.
AUGUCACAUGGCGCCGGGGUUGUGGAACCCGCCCGCGGCAAGCAAGUUAUAGCUCGUCGUUCCCCUGUUGCGGGCAGGAGAGCUGGUUUGCCUGGGAAGCAGCUUGAGAAUGACCGUCGGACAAACCGGCCAACAUCGAAGGACCGUGUAGCUGCCCGAGCCCAACCCAAGGAUAGUGGUCCAUUGCCGGGCACAGGAAGAGGGCAGAGGGGGCUGGAGGGUGAUCUUUUAAGAAAUGGUGCUGCAGGUGUUGACUAUACCGGCUCAUCUGAUGUACUUCGUUCUCUUGGUUUAUCUAAGCACACAGAGUAUGAGAUUGUUUCUCCAUAUGAGGUCAACCAUCAAGGGGUGUACAUCACACAUGAAAUAACCCAUCAUCAACGUAGAAGACGACGAAGAUCCCUGUCUUCAAAUGCAUCCACAUCAAACGCUAAUGAUGGCGAUGAAACGACUCACUUCCGGGUGAGCGGCUUGGGGCAGGACUUCCACAUGGAGCUACAGGAGACAUCCAAGACCCUGAUUGCACCUGGCUUCACCAUACAGGUCCUGGGAAAAAACGGCACCAAGAGCCUAAGGGCUUACCAACAGGACCACCAAUGCUUUUACCAGGGAUCACUGAGGCUAAAGGUCAACUCGUCAGUGGCGCUGUCCACAUGCACGGGGAUGACAGGUUUGAUACGCACUCAAGAUGCAGACUACUUCUUGAGGCCUGUGUCCCACCAAUUAGCCCUGAGAGAGAACUACACAGCACCUUCCCAUCACCAACCACACAUCCUCUACAAGAGUGACAGGGAAAGAGGUCAUCACUCUCGGGUGGUUCAGAAGAGAUCAGCAGAUUAUACCAGUAAAAUGCCAACCAAAUUACAGACUGGUGAAGAAGACCAGGAGCGCCAGCAAAAGAAUCAUUUUCGUAACAGUGACACACAUGAUGAGCAGCAAGCACAUCGCAGCAGGGGAAAUGACCACAAAUACUAUCAAAAAGCCGAAGACUCCAUACACACGGAGAAGCUGAGGCAACACUUCUGUGGAAGACGGAAGAAAUACAUGCCAAAACCUCCAAGGGAACAUCUCUUCCUGCUUCCAGAUGAGUACAAGUUCAUGUCCAGGAACAAGCGGGCAGUUAUCAUAAAGAACCAGAAUAAUCAACAGCUCAAUGUUGAGACGCUAGUGGUGGUAGACAGAAAGAUGAUGGAUGACCACGGCCAUGAGAACAUUACUACUUAUGUUCUCACUGUGCUCAAUAUGGUUUCUAGUCUCUUCAAAGAUGGUACCAUUGGAGGGAGCAUCAAUAUUGUAAUCGUGGGACUUGUACUUCUUGAUGAAGAGCAGGAUGGUUUGGUGAUCAGUCACCAUGCAGACCACACACUGAACAGUUUCUGUCAGUGGCAGUCCACUCUGGGAGGCCGAGAGGGUCAGCGUCAUGACCAUGCCAUUCUACUCACCGGACUUGACAUCUGCUCAUGGAAGAAUGAACCAUGUGACACUCUGGGUUUUGCCCCGAUAAGUGGUAUGUGUAGCAAGUACCGGAGCUGCACCAUUAACGAGGACACAGGUCUGGGAUUAGCAUUUACCAUUGCACAUGAAUCUGGACAUAAUUUUGGGAUGGUCCAUGAUGGUGAAGGAAACAUUUGUAAGAAGUCAGAAGGCAACAUCAUGUCCCCAACAUUAGCAGGUCACAAUGGUAUCUUCUCAUGGUCUGUGUGCAGUCGUCAGUACCUCAGCCGCUUCCUCAACUCGGCCCAGGCUUUGUGCCUGUCGGAUGAACCCAGUGGAGUGAAGGAGUAUCGAUAUCCUGAGAAGCUCCCUGGCGAGCUCUAUGAUGCAGACACACAGUGCAAAUGGCAGUUUGGUGAGAAGGCCAAGUUAUGCACGCUUGAUUUUAAGAAGGAUAUCUGCAAGGCUCUUUGGUGCCACCGAAUUGGGAGGAAGUGUGAGACCAAAUUCAUGCCAGCGGCAGAAGGCUCUCUCUGUGGGCCUGAUAUGUGGUGUCGAAGGGGUCAAUGUGUGAAACACGGUGAUGAAGGCCCAAGGCCACAUCACGGCCAGUGGUCAGAGUGGUCGGCUUGGUCUAUCUGCUCCCGAACCUGCCAGAGUGGUGUCACCUAUCGGGACAGGCAGUGCAAUAACCCCAGACCGGCCUAUGGAGGAAAGUUCUGUGAAGGCUCCUCUCGGUCGUACAAGCUCUGCAACACACAAGACUGUCCCCAAAAUGCUGUUGAUUAUAGAGCACAGCAGUGUGCUGCCUUCAACAGCAAACAGUUCAGAGGAUGGCACUACACCUGGAGACCAUAUACAAGAGUGGAUGAUCAAGAUGUCUGCAAACUAUACUGCCUUGCUGAGGGGUAUGACUUCUUUUUUGCCCUGGCCAGCAAAGUCAAAGAUGGAACACUUUGCACUUAUGACAGUAGUAACGUCUGUAUUGAUGGUCUGUGUGAGAGAGUGGGCUGUGACCGUGUGUUGGGGUCCCCUGCAGUGCUUGAUGUUUGUGGUGUGUGUAAAGGAGACAAUUCUACCUGCAAGAUCUACAAAGGACAGUACACAAAGCAGCAUCAUACUAAUCAGUACUAUGGUCUGAUAACCAUUCCAGCAGGGGCCCGGUCUAUCCGUGUUGUAGAACUGAAUACAUCAAGCUCCUACUUGGCGAUCAGGGACACCCAGAGGCGUUACUACUUGAAUGGACAUUGGACAGUGGACUGGCCAGGCAGACAUCUCAUCGCGGGAGCCAUUUUUGAAUAUAAAAGACCUUACAGCAGACCAGAGAGUGUCAUAUCAGCUGGACCCACAAAUGAGACAUUGGUUAUUGAGAUAUUAUUGCAAGGUUUGAACCCAGGUGUAAAUUGGGAAUACACUCUGAUGAAAACUGAUUCAGCAAGGAAUCAAAUCAAACACAACUAUACUUGGGCCAUCAUACGCUCCAAGUGCUCAGCAUCAUGUGCAGGAGGCCAAAUGAACACAAAGCCUGCAUGCUACAAAGACAUGAGAGUCCAAGUGAAUACAUCAUUCUGUAAUCCCAGAUCCAGGCCAACUACUGGAAUAAUACCUUGCAACACUCAACCAUGCCCUGCCAGCUGGUCUAUUGGGGCAUGGGGGGCAUGCAGUCAGAGCUGCGGAGGAGGGGAGCAGACACGACAGGUCCAAUGUGUCCAAAGAAGUCAGACUACAAAUGCCACCCUUGCUGAUUCUCACUGUUCUCAGCCGACGCCAGCCAGGAGGCAGGCCUGCGGCAUCCACAGUUGUCCACCAGCUUGGACCACCAGCUCAUGGUCACAGUGUUCUCGUCAGUGUGGCAAUGGCUUGAGGAAGAGGACAGUGCUGUGUGCUAGACUUACCUCAGGGACACAGUCACAGACCUUGCAAGAUACUUUGUGCGCAAGCUUGCCUAAACCUGCGAGUCAGGAAUCUUGCUUUAUCAAACGCUGUCUGAAACAACGCAAAGUCCAGUGGUUUGUCUCAACAUGGCAAGAGUGUUCAGUAACAUGUGGCCGUGGCUAUCAAGCACGUUUCAUCAAAUGUGCUGAAAAGGAUGCAGCAGGCAAAUACAGAGAGCUUGCCGCGAAAAAAUGCCACCACAUCCCCAGGCCCAAUGUGGACCUUCAACGACUCUGUACCUUAGCUGAGUGUCAGGUUCGUACAACCCCAUCAGUCCAGCAACCUGAAUGGCAUGCAUCUCCUUGGUCUCAGUGUACAGUGACAUGCGGAGGUGGGGUGCAGUCUAGGACAGUCCAAUGCCUGGCACAGAGGAAUCCCAUUUCGGGCUGUGCCCUCCAUCUAAAGCCUUCAAUGUCCCAGGCUUGUAACACAAACUUCUGCCCACAAGAAGACAAAAAGGAUCUGGCAUGUCAGGAUUACUUCAACUGGUGUUAUCUGGUGCCACAGCAUGGCGUGUGCAACCACAAGUUUUAUGGCAAGCAGUGCUGUCAGUCCUGUUUACAUUCAAACCUAUAA